Molecule: messenger RNA, 2450 nt
Organism: Spea bombifrons (plains spadefoot toad)
Lineage: Eukaryota; Metazoa; Chordata; Amphibia; Anura; Pelobatidae
Gene: METTL13
Product: methyltransferase 13, eEF1A lysine and N-terminal methyltransferase
Exons: 8
Coding region: 66-2147 (693 amino acids)
Source: RefSeq, a predicted model, not a curated record
CCUCCACGUGUGCUGAAGGGACCCUUCACAGGCACUGUGUUGGCAGCCCAGAGCGUAGGCUUACCAUGAAUCUACUUCCCAAGAACACCAAGGAGUUCGCAUCAACCGAGUAUUGGGAACAGUUCUUCAGGAAACGGGGGGAGCGAUCCUUCGAGUGGUAUGGCGGCUACCUAGAGCUGUGCGGAGUACUACACAAGUACAUCAAACCUAAGGACAAGGUUUUAGUGGUGGGCUGUGGUAACUCCGAGUUGAGCGAGCGACUCUAUGAUGCUGGAUGUCAAAACUUGAGUAAUAUCGAUGUGAGUGAGGUUGUCAUCCGUCAGAUGAGCGAGCGUAACGCCAGCAGACGUCCUAUUAUGACGUUCCAACUCAUGGAUGUCACGCAAACUACAUUCAGUGACUCCCACUUUCAAGCAGUCCUGGACAAGGGUACUCUGGAUGCUAUCCUGACUGACACAGAAGCGAGAACUCUGGAAACGGUCCACAAGAUGUUUUCUGAAAUUGGUAGAGUGCUGCAGUGUGGAGGACGUUACGUGUGUGUCUCUCUGGCUCAAGCCCAUGUGCUGGAGACAUUGGUAAGACAAUUUUCCCAAGGAGGAUGGAUGGUUAGAGUUCAUCAGAUUUCAGAGGGCAGCAACAAAGAAUCUGGCAGCAAAUUCCCCAUGCCAGUCUUUGUCUUUGUGAUGACAAAAGUUAGGCAGGUGCCUGGCUUCCCUCAAGUUUUGGAAAUGAUGUCCGAUGAGGAAGGAGUAAAGCCUGUGAGAUGUAAAAGCCCGGAAGAGCUAAUGGAAGCAGUGAAGGAACGGCAACGUUAUGCUCUGUUGAAAACGAGACUGAACCAGAACCAAAGCUCUCAGGAGGUGUCGCUGGACUUGUGCGAUGGAGACACUGACAAGAGUCGUUACACUUUCUACGUUGUAGACAGUCCAACAAUUAGAUUAGCCCACAGUAAUCAUUUUGCCAUAUUUAUCAUCCCUCACGGCAGAGAAACAGAGUGGCUUUUUGGAUCGGAGAAAGGGCGGAAGCAGCUUGCAGGAAGUGUUGGAUUUCGUCGACUGAUAAUUGUUGCCUUGCACAGGGACCAGCAGUAUGAUGGCAUGGAAGCUAUUCAAGCUGAGCUAUCCGCUAAAGUCCUCGAACUAGCUCCUCCAGGAUUGCCAGAUAACCAACAGGUCCCCUUUUUAUCAGCUGGUGCUGACAUUGGAAUCCGUACAGUACAGUAUCGGGGCAAGAGCCAACUAAGUGGCGAGUAUGUGGUGGAGGAUGUUAAAGGAGAUGGAACAAGCUAUUUCCGGCGUCUUAUAUUUCUCAGCAAUCAGAAUGUAGUGCAGUCUGAGGCCCGGCUACUUCCAACCAGUGGUCAGAAGAAGAAGAAAAAAGACAAGAAGAAAAUGACACAGCAAAAUCCAUCUGAAGGAUCAACGCCACUCACGCAGCGUGUGAUCGACAAAAGCUACCUGUGCUGUGAGCAUCACAAGGCAAUGAUCUCUGGGCUGUCCCUGCUGGCUAACAAAGGGCUACUGCCAGAAAAUCCCAUAUCUGUUCUGGUGAUCGGGCUGGGUGGGGGCAGCUUGUCCCUCUUUAUACAUGACUAUUUCCUGGGUUCCCGAGUUGAGGCUGUUGAAAUUGACCUGUCUGUGCUGGAUGUGGCCUGUCAGUGGUUUGGUUUUUCUCAAGAUGAACGGAUGGCCGUGCACAUCGAGGAUGGCUUAGUGCAUAUCAAUAACCUGGCAGAGAAAGGUGUGCCUGGUUAUGAUGUGGUGAUGUUUGAUGUUGACAGCAAAGACUCGAGUGUUGGAAUGAGCUGCCCACCACCUGCCUUUGUAGAAAGGGGUUUCCUGCAGAACGUACGCAAGAUCCUAAAGGACGAUGGCAUCUUCAUUUUGAACUUAGUAUGUCGUGACCCAGUGCUGAGAAACCAGGUGGUGAAAGUUCUCCAUGAAGAUUUUCCUCUAAUUUAUGCUCAAAAAAUUGAGGAGGAAGUGAAUGAAAUUCUGUUUUGUCGUCCAAUUUUGGAGAAAAAACUGAGCGCCUCAGAACUAAUAGAAUCUGCAAAAAAUAUGGAGAAACAUUUACGGAAACCCGGAGUUCUUUGGGACCCUAGUUAUAAUCUGGCCGAUAUGUUGAAGUCUGUAAAGAUAGUUUGAGAUGGAGUAUAUUGGCUACAUAUCUCAUAGCUAUAUUUGAAAUGAAAUUCAUUCUACAGAACCAUCUUGUAUUCUUUUUGGUACAUCAUGCAAAGACUGGCAUUGGAACAGCACAUUUGUUUACAGAUCCAGAAAGGGGAGAAAUUACGGAUGUGUUGCGCAAUAAACUACUGCAUCACAUGUGCUGUAUAUGAGGCACGGACUGCCUUAAUAUUGUAUAUAAUCAACUGGUCAAUAAUGGUUUCCGCAAAGAAAACAAAAACACAUUGUCUUGCUUUUAUUAAAAAUGCUAAAAAGUUACAA